Messenger RNA from Paramecium tetraurelia, 1398 nucleotides. RefSeq lists its product as uncharacterized. NCBI's taxonomy places the organism in Eukaryota, Ciliophora, Oligohymenophorea, Peniculida, Parameciidae. The transcript has 2 exons. The record is from RefSeq and is a predicted model, not a curated record.
AUGAUAUUAUAAUUGUCACUCCUAGCUAUUUUAGGAAAUGCAUACUAAUUACUAAAAAAAAUUGAACUAGAAGUCAUCAACAAUUUUUCAGAAAAGUUAAGCCUUGAAACAAACGAUGAAGACUUGUUAUUAGUCUUCUAUUUUGAGAAAGCUAGCUAUCCUUUGGCUAUAGUCUCUCAUGAGAAAGUUCGGGAGGCAGAUUUCAAUAUAACAACAAAACCAAAAUUUAUUGAGAGUAGAAAAGAAAUUUAUUUUGACUUUGAGUCCAUGUAAACCCGUCAUAAUAUCCAUUUAAUUGAAAUUUCUUAGGGGAAUGACAUCUAUUAUUACGUAAGAGAUGGAUUUGGACCCUUUAGAGUAAAAUUAGAAGUUUAUUCGAAACCUCACUCUACGUGUAUAAACAACUGUUAGGGUUAUUCUUUGAAUAAAAUAAUUCAAAAUGCAAGCUGCACAUCAAAGUGCGAAUGUUAGAGCGGUUUUUUUGGAUCCUACUGUUAAUUUGAACUAUAAAAAAUGGAAAAAGAUGUACAGUAUGAAAUUCAAUUGAUGGCUCGUAAGAUUAUAUACUUGUCUUACUAAUUCAAUGAAUAGGCUCUGUUAAUUGCCGAAGGUGUAAAUGAACCAAUAACUGUAAGUUUUGGAAUUUUAGGGUUGAAAGGCUAUGAAGUCCCUGAUUCAACAUCAUACACGGCUAUUUUACAUAGUUAACUCAGUCUCACUAAGUUGAUGCAAAAUUUGCAUUAGUAAUUUUAGAACUCUACUACACUGGUAAUUGGUUUGUAAUGUAAAUCUAACUAAUCAUUUAAAUUAUAUGUAAAAUAGGAAUAAAUUCCAAAAAUAUGGGAUGGAAACUGCCUAUUUUUGAUUUUUGCAUCCUUCAACAUUUUUAUUAUUAUUAUUUGCUUUGCAAUUACAAACUUAUGUAAAAAGAAGGAUAUUAAAAUGAAUAAAAAGAAAAUUAAAGUAAGACCCCCUCCAAUAGAGGAAAAUCCUAAAAACUUUAGUGGACAGUUUUUUGAUAAAUACUUCGAAAUAUUUGAUUACGAAGAUUUCAUUAAAUCAAAUCCAGAAUUUCAAUAAAAUACAUAAUGUGUAGUAUGCUUAGACAAUUUAAAUCAAAAGGAAAUUAGUGUAAGCAUUUGUGGACACAUUUUUCAUCAUUUGUGCUUAAAGAAGUGGCUGAUGAAAGUGUUAACAUGUCCAUCUUGCCGAUAGUAGAUUACAUAUUAAUAAGUGAUCCAAGGAGGUUGGAUAGGAAGUAAGCUUUCUUAAAGUCCCUUGCAUCCCUAAUCUAAUCCAAAAUGUAAAUUAGUUAAUGAUAGUAACAUACUUAUUGAGAGUAUGGAUAAUAUUGAAAUUGUAGAUAAACAAGAUAACGAUGAAAAUUAGGAUUCUUGA